Molecule: messenger RNA, 897 nt
Organism: Puma concolor (puma)
Lineage: Eukaryota; Metazoa; Chordata; Mammalia; Carnivora; Felidae
Source: RefSeq, a predicted model, not a curated record
AUGGUGCGUGUGGGCCGCCGAUCUGGCUGGGCACCGGAGGUGGGUGGUGGUGCCAAGGCCAAGUCGAAAUGCGGCCCAACGUUCUUCCCUUGUGCCAGCGGCAUCCACUGCAUCAUUGGCCGCUUCCAGUGCAAUGGCUUCGAGGACUGUCCCGACGGCAGUGAUGAGGAGAACUGUACCGCCAACCCUCUGCUUUGCUCCACCGCCCGCUACCACUGCAAGAAUGGCCUCUGCAUUGACAAGAGCUUCAUUUGCGAUGGGCAAAAUAACUGUCAAGACAACAGCGACGAGGAAAGCUGUGAAAGCUCUCAAGAACCAGGCAGUGGGCAGGUGUUUGUGACCUCAGAGAACCAGCUCGUGUACUACCCCAGCAUCACCUACGCCAUCAUCGGCAGCUCUGUCAUCUUCGUGCUGGUGGUGGCCCUGCUGGCCCUGGUCCUGCACCACCAGCGGAAGAGGAACAACCUCAUGACGCUUCCGGUGCACCGGCUGCAGCAUCCCGUGCUGCUCUCCCGCCUGGUGGUCCUGGACCACCCCCACCACUGCAACGUCACCUACAACGUCAACAACGGCAUCCAGUACGUGGCCAGCCAGGCCGAGCAGAACGCGUCGGAAGUGGGCUCCCCGCCCUCCUACUCAGAGGCCCUGCUGGACCAAAGACCCGCGUGGUACGACCUUCCUCCGCCACCCUACUCCUCCGACACUGAGUCUCUGAACCAAGCGGACCUGCCCCCUUACCGCUCCCGCUCCGGGAGUGCUGACAGCGCCAGCUCCCAGGCGGCCAGCAGCCUCCUGAGCGCGGCAGACAGUGGCCACGGCCCGGGGCAGCCCGGCCCCCCGGAGAGCGCCGCGGGGCCCAGGGACUCCGCGCCCAGCCAGGGCACCGCAGAAGUAUAA